AGAGUCGUCAUGCCCAUUCAAACUGAGGGGGCACGUGCCCCCUUGGUUUUUUGAGCCAAAUGGAUUUUGCAUGCAACCUGAAAAUUAAACAAGCGUCCAUCAAUCGGUAACUUGUCUUUUAAUCUGUUUAAUAUGCACAAUAUUAUUAAUUAUGUGCUGCAUCCUUGUCACUUUUCAGAGAUUUUGUCGUUAUGAUAGUGUUUUGAACAUGUUACAUUACUUUCUGGCGGCAGGCGCUGCAGUCAGAGCAGACGUCAUCAGCGUGAGCGCGCUCACGAGCUUUCAUGUUGCUGCUGCAUUUGGCUAUCUGAGGAAUUAAAACGUGCAACAAACGCUCACAACAUUUCAAACACCAGUACGGGUGGGGGAGUUUAUGGAAAUAUAUGUCAAGUAAUACCUUAGUGUGAUCCAAGAGUUUCUAAAAAACCUGACUGCUUCCAGACCACCGACAGAAAAACACACACACCCUGCUACGGCCACAACCUGCAUGCUGCAAGUUCAUUUCAACGAUGCGAGGAGCAGUGACAGUAUGUUUGGGGCUUGUGUGUAUUAUUGCCCUGCUGGCUGAACAAGCAGAGGGUCACAUCACAUUUUUCAGCCUCAAAGAGAUGAGAGAGCUUAAGGAGAAGGAAAGCAAAAAGGACGCUGAUCUACGGGCAGAGAGCAGUUUGAUUGAUGAAGUAUCUCCAAAAGAUGCUGGAGGAGAGACAGUGGGUCAAAGUGUUGAAACUGGUUUGAAACUCAAUGCCCAAAAGAAUCAGAUUGGGUCUGCUUUCAGUAAGAUGCUGCAAAUCAUCUUAGAAGAAGCAAAGACCGAGAAAUAAGACAUUUUAUCCACAUUGAACGACAAUUGCAGCCUGACGAUUUGCCACGAUUGCAAGCACAAAUGUUUUAAUUACUAAUGCAAAGACAAUCGCAAUAAAAUGAAAUUGCAUGCACUCGUAGUUUCUUGUCAUCCAUUGUUUUGUUAGCCUCACAUUAGUUUUGCCAUUAAUCUGAAUUAUAUUUCUUAUUUCUUGCAGCAUCUGCUUCUUUUUAAUUCAAAGUCUUUAUAGCCUUGCUUAAUGUAACAAAGUAAAAACCCUUUGGCUAUUGUGUUUGUUCACAUAUCAUGGCAUGAGAAUUUAAACUCAAAACACAGAAUGUGUGCUUUUGUAGUAAAUGGAUGCCGCAAAAUGAGCCACAUGCUCAGAAAAUUGUAUUACAGUUUAUGCUGUUACUAUAUCAAUAAAUGUGUCAUGUAAAAUACCAAACGUUUUUGGUAAACACAUCUUCACAAUGCAGAUGUUGAGCACAUGUUUUUGUGUCAGGUUUAGUUUAGCACUUUGGUUGUAAAGUAUCAAAUAUAUGUCCAUAUUUUAGGAUAUUUGUUAUUGCAUAAGCCUGCUUGAUAUUUUUAAACCCAUAACAAUUGAUAGACUGCAUUGUUAAAACCUUUAGAUGUGAUGAAACAUAUCAAAGUAGCAUUUUUGC
Paramisgurnus dabryanus is the source of this 1473-nucleotide messenger RNA. RefSeq names its product motilin-like (gene mlnl). The record is from RefSeq and is a predicted model, not a curated record. Lineage: Eukaryota; Metazoa; Chordata; Actinopteri; Cypriniformes; Cobitidae.